This is a messenger RNA of Sesamum indicum (sesame), 1070 nucleotides long. Its product is annotated as putative carbohydrate esterase At4g34215. The record is from RefSeq and is a predicted model, not a curated record. NCBI's taxonomy places the organism in Eukaryota, Viridiplantae, Streptophyta, Magnoliopsida, Lamiales, Pedaliaceae.
GUAGGGAAUGUAAUUAUCCCUAAAAGAUUCAAUCAGCAUAUUUUUGCAUGGAAUAGAAAAUACAUUCAGAAGACAAGCAUGCCUCCCAAUUUGAACUAUAAGAACGACCCCUAUGCUUUGGAAGAAAGCAAAGCCAUUGUUCAAAUAAUACCUAUGGAGUUUGCAAACACGACGCAGAAAAAUGAAGCCCACCCAACCAAACAAAUCUUCAUAUUAUCGGGCCAGAGCAAUAUGGCGGGCCGCGGCGGCGUUGACAAGCACACGAAGCAAUGGGACGGCGUCGUGCCGCCGGACUCCUCCACCGACAGUUCCAGUAUCUUCCGCCUCAGCUCGCAACUAGACUGGGAGGUGGCGCGCGAGCCUCUCCACCACGACAUUGACUCCAAGAGAACCUGCGGGGUCGGGCCGGGGAUGUCGUUCGCCAACGCGGUGAAGGAGCGCGUGGGAAUCGUGGGGCUGGUGCCCUGCGCCGUGGCCGGGACUCCGAUCAGGGAGUGGGCUCGCGGAACGUACUUGUACGAGAGUAUGGUGAAUCGGGCGAAAGCGGCGGCGAGCGGCGGGGAAAUCAGGGCGCUGCUUUGGUACCAAGGGGAGAAGGAUACGUACUCCCAGCAGGACGCGGAGACGUACAAGGAGAAUCUCGAGAGGUUUAUUCAGAACGUGCGUGAAGAUCUGAAUUUGCCGUCUCUUCCCAUUAUUCUGGUUGCAAUUGCAUCAGGCAAUGAAAAAUAUCUUGAGAAGGUGAGAGAGAUACAAAAGGGAAUUGAUAUCCCAAACGUGGUGUGUGUGGAUGCUAUGGGCUUACCUCUCCAAGAAGACAAUAUUCAUCUGACUACGGAGGCCCAGGUUCAAUUGGGCCGCAUGUUGGCCCAAUCGUAUAUUGCUCAUGUUUUGGGCUGACAGGCCCAAUAUUUCUACCCCUUCAGUUGGGCCAGGUUUUAUUUAUAUCUGGCCAUUUGUGGGCCCAACUUAAAAAACACGCAUGUUGAUAUAAUGUACUCGAACUACAAUAAUUGCUCUACUGCCCAACUACCUCCAAUAUGGACCACUUUGACUUUGUUUUUAAUUUU